This is a messenger RNA of Physcomitrium patens, 3099 nucleotides long. NCBI's taxonomy places the organism in Eukaryota, Viridiplantae, Streptophyta, Bryopsida, Funariales, Funariaceae. The record is from RefSeq and is a predicted model, not a curated record.
GCGCCUGCUCGCUGGCUGGCUGGGUUGCUUGCUUUGCUUGCUUGUUUGGGGUGGCGAUGGAGGUGAUGAUUCCGGACCCAUCGGAGCCGUAAUUUCCUCUCCGUCCGAGUGCUGGGCCAGCUCCGCACUGUCUGCAUCCCCGCUCUUUUGGGUCGAAUCUGUUUGUCGGCAGGGACCACUCAUGGUCUUGCAAUGGUCUGUCGGAACGAAGGAAUGAAUGAGUGCCUGGCGUCGCCGACUGUUGCCAAUCACUGGGGGCUCUAUUUGAUCAUGCUCCGGCUGCACUGUAGGUUGUCGUGACGUUUCUCGGUGGCGUGUAGCGUUUCAAGGGCUUGGUACUGGACGUUGCAGCGCAUUCGAGGAGGAACUUGACUGACAGCUUUCGAGGCUUGAGGUUUUGACGAUUCGGUGAUAUCAAGCGCAUGACCUUCAGCUGUGUAGGUGCAGAAAAGACGAGUGGGGUGUGAUGUCGGAUUCAGGGGAGCUGAAUCAACAAAUGUAUGUCAGUGAUGUUCAGAGAGAGAAAGUGCUCAUGGUGGGAGCUGGUGGCAUCGGGUGCGAGCUUUUGAAAACGCUAGUGCUCACUGGUUUCAAACACAUUCACUUGGUCAGUCAUUCUGCAGAGUCGACAGUCUUCUCCACAAAACCUUACAUUUGAUGAAUAUGUUGGUGAACAUCGUCUCCAUUUAUGCUCUGAAAGAUUUCUGGUCGUGCACAUGUGGCUCACCAUUGCCGCAAAUCGACAUGGACACUAUAGAAGUGAGCAACCUCAACAGGCAAUUUCUCUUUCGCAAGAGCCAUGUGGGACAGUCAAAAGCGAGGUUCUCAAAUUUCGGCCCGGGGUGGAAAUAGUUGCUCAUCAUGCUAAUGUAAAAAAUCAAGAGUUUGACAUUGACUUCUUCAAGCAGUUUAGUGUGGUGUUGAAUGGCCUGGACAACCUGGACGCACGGCGUCACGUGAAUCGCAUGUGCUUGGCUGCUGGCGUACCUCUGGUAGAGAGUGGUACUACUGGCUACCUUGGUCAGGUGACCGUGCACAUUAAGGGACAGACUGAGUGUUAUGAGUGUCAGCCUAAGCCAGUACCUAAAUCGUAUCCAGUUUGUACCAUUACAAGUACUCCCUCCAAGUUUAUUCACUGCAUUGUAUGGGCAAAGGACUUGGCGCUAGCAAAACUAUUUGGUGACAAAGGCCAAGUUAGUGAUCUGGAUGUUCGGCCCACGUCAAAUGAAGACAAUGCAGUUAGUAACGAUCCUGAUGAAACGCAAUUCUUUGAAGUAAGAAGCGGUGAAAGCAGUAGGGCAUAUGCAGAGCGUGUGUUUGAUCGUAUAUUUGGUCAAAACAUUGUAACGGCUCUCCGAAAUGAAGAUACUUGGAAAGCAAGAAGACGGCCUGACCCCCUAUUCCUUAACAAAAUUUUCUUUGAAGACGAUGCAGUGACAAUGAAUGGUGUAUGUUCAAGUAUCGACAACGUUUCCGCCACGGCUAAUUUGGGCUUAAAGAACCCUCAAGAAGUCUGGAGUGUGAAGGAAAACUCAAGUGUUUUUUUGGAAUCGGUUGAACUGUUUCUUGAGAAACGAAGCAAGGAUGUUGGGAAGCUAGUUUUCGACAAGGAUGAUCAAUUAGCGGUGGAAUUUGUUACAGCUGCUGCCAAUUUGCGGGCUCAUUCUUUUGGAAUUCCUUCGCAAAGUCUAUUUGAGGCUAAGGGCAUGGCUGGCAACAUCAUUCAUGCUAUUGCUACUACCAAUGCAAUUAUAGCAGGACUUAUUGUUCUUGAAGCCCUUAAGCUUCUCAGCAACAGGGCCAAGGAGUGUCGGAUGACGUUCUGUGUUGAACAUCCUUCAGGGAAAAUGCUGCUGAUGCCAGUGGACAUGGCUGAGCCCAACCCGCGCUGCUAUGUCUGUUCCGAGACGCCAUUAGUAUUGGAACUGAACACCGCUACAGCUACAAUGAGGGAGGUGGUUAAGAAGGUGGUGAAGCGCAAGCUGGGUGUCACAGAUCCUGUUAUCAUGCAGAGCUCUACUCUUCUACACGAGGCAGGCGACGACAUUGAGGAGGAUAUGGUGGCUUAUUACACCACUCUUUUGGACAAGAAGUUCCAAGAUUAUCCAACUCCCAUUACAACAGGAGUGGUGUUGACGAUCGAGGAUUAUCAUCAAGAUUUCCGAUGCAGUCUCCAUGUUAAGCACAGAGAGACGUUCGACCAGGAGAAAGAGCCAGAAGGGAUGGUACUCUCCGGAGAUCUUGCUUCUCUCAACACCACAGAAACUGCUGCUGAAUCAACCUCAACGCUCAAUGCCUCAUUAAAAGCCGAGAAUGGACACACUGAGGUGGAAGAUGACGACGUCGUCAUGGUCGAGCUGGCACCGAAGGCUGCUACUGCUGGUACCAAGAGAAGAAUCGAGGAAGAGGAGACGCAGCAUACUGAGAAGAGAUUGCGAGUAAUGGAAGUGUGACAUUGACGAUCACCAUUCAUUCAAGCCCCAAGUUUAGAACAAACAGGAUAAUGUCCAGGGUUCAGAAGUGUAAGCACCCUCAGGUGCUUGAGACUUGACUCCUUACGCUUUCCUGUCGGUUCUCUGGUUUUCUCGACCAUUCAUGGUUGCCGUAGCCGGUUUGAUUGUUGUUGGUGACACCAUUUGCAGACCCAGAGCAAAGCAGACUCUGUUCUGGUCUUCAAGUCGGAAGUGAUCGACGGAGAGCUGCACGCACCAGAGUGACCUUGAAGCUGAAGUUAACUGUCUGCAUUGUGCCGUGCAUCUUUGCAUUUCGGGGCCUGUAUUUUUUCCACUGGUUCGGAACCCCUGAAUUGAUGCAGAGGGGGAGCCUGCGCUAGUUAAUGCUGCAUCAUACUGUUUUUUGUGGUUGGGUCUCAGGGUCACACAUCAGCUUGCAAAUGCUGUGGUCUUUCUUGGCUGUAAACAAUCUGGGGUUGCAUCUUCUGCUUCAUUAGAUUUUCCGGUCUGGACUUCUAACAAACAAGUAUAAACGGUGUUAAGUUGAACACCGUUGUCUUUUGAAACACAAUAAAGUGAACAACACAAAUGAUGCAAAAAAUGGACCACAUUGAUUUUAUGCUAUUAUGUAAAAUAUUUAAAAUUA